Molecule: messenger RNA, 3372 nt
Organism: Serinus canaria (Common canary)
Lineage: Eukaryota; Metazoa; Chordata; Aves; Passeriformes; Fringillidae
Product: ovalbumin-like
Exons: 8
Coding region: 1017-2183 (388 amino acids)
Biological process (GO): negative regulation of endopeptidase activity
Molecular function (GO): serine-type endopeptidase inhibitor activity
Source: RefSeq, a predicted model, not a curated record
CAGAAUGAAAAUUAAAAGCUGACUCUUAGUCAUUCUUUAAAUACAGUUUAAACAAAUUUCUGAAUACCUGAAUACUCUGGGGUCAGGCUUACAGCCCAGGAAAUAUGUAAUUCCAGACCAUUCCUCAAAUCUUUUCCUCUUCCAUGCCCAUCUUCAGGCAUUUAUGUCAUCUCAACAUUGUUGCUCUAAAUGUUUCCAUCAAAAUGAGGUUUUAGCAAGAUGUGCUUUCCCCUCAGAGCCUUUCUCCCUUCUUUCUGCACACUUAUGCUGUAGACCCUCAUAGUGUGGCCUCAGGUAAAAUACUGUAGGUUCACCUAGGCAGAGAAAUGGAUGUGGCUGUGCUUUUAACAAGUACAGGCCAUACACCACACCAGUCUGCACUCCAGGAAUAUAUUUCUGCAUUUUGUCAGACCAAAAACCUUUCAGUCUUGAAAACUAAACAGAAAGUUUUGAGUUUGUUCCUGCAUGAAAAAAAAAUCCAUUUCAAACCCCUCUCAAUACAAUGACCAUGCUGCAGCUGGCUUUACUUGGGAUUACAUUAUUUUGGCAUGGUCAGAUGGCCACCAAUCUUGAGGAACUUCCCUCUGUUCUACUGCACAGAUGUUUAGUGAGCUGUUGCAUGUCUACUAGACCUCCAGCAGUUAGCCCAGCAUCCACCUUUCCCUUCAUGGCUGGUGGGAGUGCUUUCAACACUGAGAAUGCCUCACCCCUGAGGAGAAGAGAAGGUUACAGCAAAAGCUUAAAUAAUUCAGUUUUAAAUCAGGUUUUACGUAAUAAAUAAAGUUGACUUGCUGCAGAUAGAAUCCAAGCCUAACACAGGCCUGCUCAAUGUUUCAAGGUGCAAUGAAUCGUGACAAAAGGCAGUGUUUGAAGAUGACUCCUUGAAGGCAACAGUGGGAGUGUCUCAAAAUCGUGCUCUAUAUAUCACCAAGAGCUCAGGGAGCUGUUUAGCUUCAGCUGGCAAGCUGGAUUAUUACAUGCCUCUUUGAAGUUUGUAGGGAAACACUGAUUUCACAAUGGGCUCCAUCAGUGCAGCAAAUGCAGAAUUUUGUUUUGAUGUAUUCAAAGAGGUGAAACUUCACCACCCCAAUGACAACAUCUUUUACUGCCCCUUGAGCAUGAUUGCAGCCUUGGCCAUGGUCUAUCUGGGAGCAAGAAAUAACACUGAGUAUCAGAUGGAGAAGGUUCUUCACUUUGACAAAAUUGCAGGACUUGGAAGUAUCCAGACCAAGUGUGGCAAGUCUGUGAAUAUCCACCUACUGUUUAAAGAAAUCCUCUCUGAUAUCACUGCACCAGAAGCCAAUUAUUCACUGCACAUUGCUAACAGACUCUAUGCUGAAAAGACAAGUCAGAUCCUACCGAUCUACUUAAAAUGUGUGAAGAAGCUGUACAGAUCUGGUCUAGAAAUGGUCAACUUCAAAACUGCAUCAAAUCAAGCCAGACAGCGCAUUAACUCCUGGGUGAAAAAUCAGACAAAUGGACAGAUCCAGGAUUUCCUUGAGCCAAGCUCUGUUAAUCCUCAGACUGCACUGGUCCUUGUGAAUGCCAUUUACUUCAAAGGGAAAUGGAAGACUCCAUUUAAAGAAGAACACACUGAGGAAGUGCCCUUCAAUGUGACAGAGCAAGAGAGCAGACCUGUGCAAAUGAUGUAUCAGAACAACACCUUCAGAGUGGGAAGAGUGGCUGAAGAUAAAAUUAAGGUUCUGGAGCUUCCGUACACCAGUGGAGAGCUGAGCCUGUUGGUGCUGCUGCCUGAUGACGUCUCUGGCCUGGCACAGCUUGAGAACAAAAUCAGCUAUGAUAAACUCCUGGAAUGGACCAGUUCCCAGGUGAUGGAAAAGAGGAGAGUAAAAGUGUACCUCCCACGCAUGAAGAUUGAGGAGAAAUAUAACCUCACAUCUGUCCUGACAUCCUUGGGUAUGACUGACCUGUUCAGCCCCUCAGCCAACCUCUCUGGAAUCUCUUCAGCAGAGAGCCUGAGGGUAUCUGAGGCCAUCCACGAGGCAUACAUGGAAGUCACUGAAGAGGGCACUGAGGAGGGCGCUGGCUCAGCAGAUGACACAGAAGACAUUCAACAUUCCUCUGAGUUUGAAGAGUUUAGGGCUGACCACCCAUUCCUUUUCUUGAUCAAACACAAUCCAAGCAACCUGAUCCUCUUCUUUGGUAGAUAUUUUUCUCCCUAAAGAGAAAAGGGCUGGAAUAAUGCUUGCCUACCCCUAAGAAACAGACCACCUUUACCCUAGUAUAGUAGUAUAAUCCCAUCUCUUCAGUAUUUUCUGCAAGUGGAAAGGCUGCUCUAAGUUGCGCCCUUUCCUGAAACUUCCAUAGCAGAGACACACCUGCAGUUGAGGAAACAGCAGUGUGUUUGCUCCUUUCCCUUCUCAGACUGGUUUCUGUGUGGAUUGAGUCAAGAAAAGAGUAAGGCCUCAGAGAAUAGAGCCCCUCAAACACCAGGACGGGGUCAGAUGAUUUUCACUUGAGGUAGGAAUUGCAGAUAGGACUCCAAGUCUUUAGUAUUCCAUCAUGUAGAAAGCCAUGGGCUAUGCUCAUCCCAUUCCCUGGUACUAUCCUGCUAACAAACCCAUGCAGUUCCUGAAACACUGGCUUUGAAAUCUUCAGUCUGGAGAAUAUGCUUGUGGAUAAGAUUCUGCAAUGCAGGGUAUUAAUUUUUGCCCAUGUAAGUUUUAUUAUUUUUACCUAUCCAUUGGGAAAUUGUGCAUAUAUCCACUAUGACCAGAGCUGUCCUCUCACCAUGAGUACCUCAGGCAAUACUGAAUUUCUUCCAGAGUCUUUCCAAAGUCAUGGAGAGUUUCCCUUCCACUUCAGAAUGUUCAAGGAGAUCUAACUUUGUCUAGUUGCAAUUAUGUUUUGUCACAGAGUAUACCUUCAAAGCCUGAAACAUGUGGAUGAUGCAGAACUCAACUCCCAAGCAAAAGAGUUAUCUGAAUUCUUGUUUAGAACAUUGGAAGUCAUUCCAAAUUUGAGAACAUUCUGAUUUUUGUGAAAAAUCCUGAAAGUGAUGUUAAAGAAUCUGAUUUCUCCAUGGUAGUUUUGUGAAAAUCACAGCUUUUAAAGUAAUUCCUGUCUCUGUUGAUCUUGCUUAGCAAAUAAACUUCAAUUUGUUCCUGGAAAGUUCUCAGUUGUUCAAAACUCAAGAGCAUUAUUAUUCCAUGAAUGUAGCUGGGCUUCUUUGUUACUAUGGUAGUUCAAGACUACAUCUCUCAUUUUCAAGAAAUAUAUGAGAAUCCUAAUUUUCUCUGUCUUUUGUCCCAAUGUGUCCACUAGCAUCUCCACGUAUGGUUCCAUUGGCACAAUACUAUGACCCGUUUUCAUUCUAAUCAUAUAUUACUGAUUUUGAUGCACAUAACUGAU